Molecule: messenger RNA, 565 nt
Organism: Arachis ipaensis
Lineage: Eukaryota; Viridiplantae; Streptophyta; Magnoliopsida; Fabales; Fabaceae
Source: RefSeq, a predicted model, not a curated record
AAGGGUUUUUUGACUUGGAUGGUAAGAAAGACAGGAAUCAACGAAAAAUGUAAGUUAAAAAAGAAUGAGAAACGCUUUUAUUCUUUCCGAUGAUAACAAUAAUAAUGAGAUAUAUAUAGAUGGAGGAACAUAAUCACAAAGAAUGACCAAAAUAAUCACAAUCCAAAUACAUCAUCAACAGAGCAUACACAGGCCCAAAAACAAAAACCAAAUUAGAGAAAGCUUAAGCUACAACAACAACAUAAAUAUAUUUAAUUAAGCCAAGGUGAUCAUGGCGACCAAGGUUCCAACAAGGGCAGUGGCAGCAACAAAGGUGUUGCUGAUAGAGAAUGCAGCAGAGGGUGGCACAGCAGAGGGAGGUGGCUCUGAGCCUGGUCCGGAUGCAGGGCCAGCUGGGCCGGGUGCCGGCGGGGGAGGAGAAGAACCGCUGGGGCUAGGUGCCUGAGCUGGUGAAUUUGAAGGAGAAGUUGCUGGUGCUGGUACUGGUGCAGAUGAUUUCGGUGACUGUGUUGGUGCAGCUCCUGGUGCUUGUGCUAUGCAUGACGUGGCCAAAAGACCCAAUAUC